Messenger RNA from Tympanuchus pallidicinctus (lesser prairie-chicken), 524 nucleotides. RefSeq names its product ribosomal protein S27 (gene RPS27). The transcript has 4 exons. NCBI's taxonomy places the organism in Eukaryota, Metazoa, Chordata, Aves, Galliformes, Phasianidae. Gene Ontology annotation, cellular component: cytosolic small ribosomal subunit; ribosome. Gene Ontology annotation, molecular function: structural constituent of ribosome; RNA binding. The record is from RefSeq and is a predicted model, not a curated record. The coding region runs from base 133 to 387 and encodes 84 amino acids. Gene Ontology annotation, biological process: translation; ribosomal small subunit assembly.
CAACACGGCCGCCGCCCUUCCCAAGAUGGCGCCGCUCCCACUUCCGCCCGUGCGGGGAACCCCGCAGCGGAUAUAGCACCGCCCGUUUCCGGUCCUGCCCCUUUUCGGUCGCUGCCGCCGCACGCCGCCGCCAUGCCUCUGGCCAAGGACCUCCUGCACCCCUCCCCGGAGGAGGAGAAGCGCAAGCACAAGAAGAAGCGCCUGGUGCAGAGCCCCAACUCCUACUUCAUGGACGUCAAGUGCCCAGGCUGCUAUAAAAUCACCACCGUGUUCAGCCACGCGCAGACCGUCGUGCUCUGCGUCGGCUGCUCCACCGUGCUGUGCCAGCCCACGGGCGGCAAGGCGCGUCUCACAGAAGGAUGCUCGUUCCGAAGAAAGCAGCAUUAAAGCCGCGGCGCCGGGAUGGCCGGGGCUGCACACACGGCGGCCGCACGGCACGGAGCCCCGGGGGGCAUCCCGGCAGUGUGAGCUGUGCUGUCCCUGCAGCCCCCCCCAUCUUGCUGUCAAUAAAUUUUGGAUAAAAC